Molecule: messenger RNA, 2844 nt
Organism: Diutina rugosa
Lineage: Eukaryota; Fungi; Ascomycota; Pichiomycetes; Serinales; Debaryomycetaceae
Gene: PHO87
Product: SPX domain-containing inorganic phosphate transporter
Exons: 1
Coding region: 1-2844 (947 amino acids)
Biological process (GO): polyphosphate metabolic process; phosphate ion transport; monoatomic anion transmembrane transport
Cellular component (GO): membrane
Molecular function (GO): phosphate transmembrane transporter activity
Source: RefSeq, a predicted model, not a curated record
AUGAAAUUCUCACACUCGCUUAAGUUCAACGUUGUACCAGAGUGGCAAGACCAUUAUGUUGCCUAUCCGACUCUCAAGAAGCAGGUUUACCAACUUGAACAAGAUCAACUCAAAUUUGUGUCCCCGCAAGAUGGACUGGUAUUAAUCGAUCAAACUAAUCAUGCCACGGUCCUGGAGUUAGUGGAUCUGGCCAAAUUUCGACAAGAGAUGGCCCAGUUGCAAAGCGAAGCUGUCGACCAUAUCUCUGGCAACGACAAAGGUUUAAAACACCGUUUAUUGUCGAAAUUCAAGCGGAAUCCCAAAAAUCUAGUCGAUUCUGACACUGAGCUGCAGCAAAACCUACUGGAACCCACUUAUGGAGAGGAAGAGAAGAAUCUGAAAACUUUAGAAGUUUCUUAUGACCUUACCCGUGCCAUGACGUUCACGUCGCAUGCCCUGGGUCUGCUGAAGGACGAUUAUCUGGAUCCCAAGCUGCCGGCUUUUGACGCGCUCAAGGUGUUCACUAAGCUGUUAUUGGAGGAAUUGAAAAAAGUACUGGAAUUUUAUGAGAUCAAAGAGGCUGAAAUCUACGAGCUGUACGAUCACUUAAUCGCUGAUUUAAGGAAAUUUAAUAUCGACGUUGAAGAAGAAUUUCGUUUUACGCAAGCUUAUCAUAAUCCUGAGAUUAAGGAAGGUCAUCAACAGUACACUGUGCGUCUGACAUUGCUGCGAACAGUGCUGAAUAAGCUGGUUUUUGACACCAUCAAUCACAUUGAUCAAGAUGUCAAUUACGACCUUGAAAAACAGCCUUUUGUCUCUGAGACCAUCGAGGACGAUGAAGAAGAUGAUGAUGACGAUGACGACGAUGAUGAGGAACCCGAUAAAAAUUCAGCUUUGUUGAGCCACAUGGACUUCAAUAUCAAGCUGCAAACCAAGAUUACUUUGAAGAAGCAACUGGCGCACCUAUUUAUUCAAUUGCUGGAACUAAAGCUGUACAUCGAGUUGAACAAAAUUGCUUUCACCAAAAUCUGCAAGAAGUUCGACAAAACUUGCAAGUACGCCAUUAAGGAAGACUUUGUGAACAACUUCUUACCUCUCAAUUGCCGAGUUUUCGGCUCUGACACUUUGGAUGAGUUAGAUCGCCGUAUUAAUGAAAUGGUCAAGGUUUAUGCUUUUUUGCUGGGUCGCCUCAAUGUGAAGACGACUGUGAGUGAUUUGGCACAGAUCAAGAAUGAGUUGAAGCUGAAUUUGCGGGAACAUAUUGUAUGGGAGCGCAACACUGUAUGGAAAGACAUGUUAUCUCUUGAAAAGCGGCUGUAUGGUUUGAGUCUUGAUGCCGACGCUACGGGUGAGAGAAUGGGAGAUGAAGGGAAGAAGUCGGGUAUGAUGUACCUUGAUGUCGACUAUAUCAACUUACCAUGUAAGGUUUUCAAAUGGGAGAGAAUAGCUUAUCCGAAGGCAUUUGUUUCUUGGCAGGUGCUCAAGUUACUUAUUACCAUUGUCACGUUUGUCAUCUUAAUCACAGUGAAAACAUUCAAUGAUCCUGUUCAGGGUCGCUGUUUAGCCGUAUUAGUGGCCUCUGCGAUGUUGUGGGCACUGGAGGCGUUGCCUCUUUAUAUCACGUCUAUGUUGGUACCACUUCUUUGCGUCACUUGUCAAAUUAUCAAAAAAACUGAUGGCUCAAACGAACCAAUGUAUGCAGCUGACGCUUCUAAAUAUAUCUUGUCGACUAUGUGGUCUUCAGUUAUUAUGAUGUUAAUGGGAGGAUUCACACUUGCUGCCGCUUUAUCGAAAUACAAUGUGGCGAAGGUUGUAUCUCUGUGGAUUUUGUUUUUUGCAGGAACCAAGCCGCACAAUGUGUUGUUAGCCAUCAUGUCGGUGUCUUUAUUUUUGGCUAUGUGGAUUUCUAAUGUGGCUGCGCCUGUUUUGUGCUACUCCUUGAUUCAGCCAGUGUUACGAACAAUACCUACAGAAGCUCCUUUCACGCAAGCUCUUGUCUUAGGGGUGGCCUUAGCUUCCAACGUUGCGGGGAUGGCUUCUCCAAUCGCUUCACCUCAAAAUGUUAUUGCGAUUUCUUACAUGAAUCCCAAUCCAGGCUGGGGUAAUUGGUUUGCUGUCGCCUUGCCUGUAUCCAUCAUCACGUUGAUUUGCAUUUGGGGAGAACUUUGCCUUACUUUCAAAAUCAAAACGAUCAAGUUACAAAAGUACACUCCCAUCAAGGACAAGUUCACUGCUAAGCAAUGGUACGUGACUCUUGUGACUAUUGCCACUAUUAUUCUUUGGUGCGUUCUUACGCAAAUCGAAUCCACUUUCGGGGAAUCUGGUAUUAUUGCAAUUAUUCCCAUGAUUCUUUUCUUCGGCACGGGUAUGUUGAAGGUUGAUGAUUUGAACAAUUUUCCCUGGGGUAUCGUUCUUCUUGCUAUGGGGGGGUUGGCAUUAGGUAAGGCUGUGACUUCCCUGGGAUUGUUGGCCACUAUCGCCACGUCGUUGCAACGUCGCAUUGAAACGUACCCAGCAAUGGUCAUUCUCAUUAUUUUCGGUGCGUUGGUGCUCGUAUUUGCUACAUUUGUGUCGCAUACAGUGGCGGCUUUAAUCAUCAUUCCGUUGGUCAAGAAAGUGGGUGAGUCAUUGCCAACACCUCACCCGGCCUUGUUGAUCAUGGGGACUGCCCUCAUUUCUUCAACUGCAAUGGGGUUGCCGACGUCAGGGUUUCCAAAUGUCACUGCUAUUUCUAUGCGCGAUGAAGUUGGUAAGCCAUAUUUAACGGUGAACACGUUCAUCACAAGAGGGGUACCAGCUUCAAUAAUUGCCUAUGUGAUCAUUUUCACUGUAGGUUACGGUAUUAUGAGUUCAUUGGGCUGGUAG